GCCCACAGGCUUUGCACAGUGUUGCAAACAGACCAAACAGACCAGUUCCCGCCAUCACAGAGAAAGCACAGGAUGUGGGUUGUCACGGUCAUCGCUGUGUCCUGUGUCCUUGUCGGCCCCUCUCUCGCCGGGGUCAAGGACCUGGCCUCUCACUUCAGCUUCUAUGACCAGAGUCCGACCCCAAACACUGAACCGGACCCACGAGGCCUCGGCCAGGGUGGAGCUCUGGACAUGGAGAACAUUCCUCUGGAGUUCCACAAAGAGAACACAGUGACCAAUGAUCUGCCCCUGGAAGGCUUUGAGGAUGAAGACUACAUCGACUUUGACAAAAUCCUGGCUGAGGGAGGGGACGACUACAGUGAGGGGGAUGAGAUUGAUGAGAUCGCAACUCCCGCUCCGUAUAUCGACAUCUUCGCUGAGCCCUCAGAUCCAAAGACACGGCGCGCCCGACUCCUGAGCCUAUUUCACGACCGCUCACGCCUCCAACGAAUCAACGUGGUCAACGCCCACUUUGGCUUCAACCUCUACCGCAGCCUUCGGAACAACGUCAACCAGACCCACAACAUUCUGCUGGCGCCCGCCGGAAUCUCCAUCGCCAUGGGCAUGAUGUCACUGGGAGCAGGGCCUGGAACACAUUCUCAGCUCUACCGGGUGCUGGGAUUCGCCAAUUUCGUCAACGCCAGCAAUCACUACGACAACGCCACGGUGCACAAGCUGUUCCGGAAGCUCACACACAGACUCUUCCGACGCAAUUUCGGGUACACGCUGCGAUCCGUUAAUGACCUGUACGUGAAAAAGGAGGUGGCGGUGGAACCGAGUUUCCGGGCAGACACCAAGGCAUACUACUUUGCAGAGCCCCAAUCGGUGGAUUUCAGGGACAAGGCGUUUCUGGUCAAGGCUAACCGGCGCAUCUCGAAGCUGACCAAAGGACUGAUCAGAGAACCACUAAAAAAUGUGGACCCCAAUAUGGUGCUGAUGCUACUCAACUACCUCUACUUUAAAGGUACGUGGGAGCAGAAAUUCCCAAAGGAGAUGACUCACUACCGGAACUUCCGUGUGAAUGAGAAGAUAAACGUUCGAGUGCCAAUGAUGCAGAACAAAGGGAACUACCUGGCGGCUGCAGACCACGAACUGCAGUGUGACAUCCUACAGCUCCCCUAUGUGGGGAACAUCAGCAUGCUCAUCGCCCUGCCCAGGAAGUUCUCCGGCAUGAGGAAGCUGGAGCAAGAGAUCUCCCCCACAGUGGUCAACAAAUGGCUCAGCAACAUGACCAACAGGACGCGUGAGGUGGUCUUCCCCAGGUUUAAGCUGGAACAGAGUUAUGACCUGAUAGACAACCUUAAAGAGAUGGGCCUCACAGACCUCUUUGAGGAGAGGGGUGACUUCACUGGGAUGACUUCAGAGAAGAUCGCAAUUAACUGGUUGAAGCACCAGGGGACGAUCACGGUGAACGAGGAGGGGACGGAGGCUGCGGCCCUGACCCAGGUGGGCUUCAUGCCCCUCUCCUCACAGAUACGAUUCGUUAUAGACCGGCCAUUCCUCUUCCUCAUCUACGAGCACCGCACAGACUGCCUCGUCUUCAUGGGCCGCGUGGUCGACCCCUCACAGAGCUAAACGCUUCGUAACUCUGUAGUUCCUUCUAUCUAGAAAAAUGUACCUACUAACAUUAAUACUUUUUUUAGGAUUGUAUUAACAGUGGACUAAUUAACAAAAUAUUUGUUUUUAUUUUUAUGAACUAUCUUUUUAAAUCUCCUUUUCAGCUAGCAUUCACCCAAAGUAGGAAGGCCUUUCAAAAAUAAUGGCCUGGUAACAAAUUCUGCUGAUCCUACAAUGGGACUACUAGCUGUCAUGGCGAACUGUAUGAACUUGUGUCUGAGAGAGGUUAGUCAGGAGUGUUGAUAUUUGCUGUCUGUUAAUGUUCCAUCUCUCUAUACAUCUACAGUGGAAGUUGUUCGACUAGAAACACUAAGCUUUGGCUAUUCAAUAAAUGUUUUAGGGGAAAACAACAUAGUCAAUUUGACCAUGACUUUCUUGUUUAGUUUUUAAAAAAAUGUUUGAUGUUUGGGUUUUCUGAAAAGUGUUUAGCUACUGUGUAUGUAAAGUUCUGUCUAGAAUGUUAGAUAAAAGAAUAAACAAAAGCAUUUGAGACUGUU
Oncorhynchus tshawytscha (Chinook salmon) is the source of this 2153-nucleotide messenger RNA. It is a transcript of the gene serpind1, whose product is annotated as serpin peptidase inhibitor, clade D (heparin cofactor), member 1. The coding region runs from base 73 to 1614 and encodes 513 amino acids. Gene Ontology annotation, biological process: blood coagulation; negative regulation of endopeptidase activity. The record is from RefSeq and is a predicted model, not a curated record. Gene Ontology annotation, molecular function: serine-type endopeptidase inhibitor activity. The transcript has 8 exons. NCBI's taxonomy places the organism in Eukaryota, Metazoa, Chordata, Actinopteri, Salmoniformes, Salmonidae.